Molecule: messenger RNA, 1466 nt
Organism: Effrenium voratum
Lineage: Eukaryota; Dinophyceae; Suessiales; Symbiodiniaceae
Source: the annotation of a GenBank genome assembly
GCGAUGGCUUCGGCACCGGCGUCGAGUGGUCGAUAUGCCAGGAUGACCGGCGCAGCAUCCACAGCCAGCUGGCGCGAUUGGAGGACUCCCUGAGCAGCUUCGGCGGGGAAUGCGCGCAGCUGGAGGCCACGGCGGAGGAGAUGCCCCGUCUCUUGGAGAGCAUCUCGGUGUCCAACCAGCCGGACGGCUUCCGGCGCCUGCCCACGAUCCAGGUGCCGCUGCCCUACUUCGAGCAGCUGGCCGAACAGCUGGAGACCCGCGCCGAGCAGGUCUACGAGCGCGUCGGCGCUGUGGAGAAGGCGCUGGCGAGCUACAACCGCCAGGUGUCUGGGGUACCUGUGUCUGCGCAGAUAGAGGCGGUGGUCCGCAGCGAGUUCCUGCAGUUCAAGGCCAUCGCCGCAGAGCUGGCGCAGGCGGCCGAGCGCAUCGAGCAGCUGCGGGACAGCGCAGUGCGUACCCGAGGCGUGCCGGUGGGUAUGUUGGCGCGGCCCAACGAGGAGUUUGAGAGCCAGCGGAUGGCGGCGCUGCGCAGCUUGGGGGCUGCCAACACGCUUCUGGGACCUCUCGCAGUCAGCACGAUCAAUCCUGGCCUAUACGGCGGUCUUGGCAUGCCGAUGGGCGCUAUGGCCAUGGGCGCCAUGGGCGCCAUGGGUGCUAUGGGUGCUAUGGGUGCCAUGCAGCCUGGUCUGCUGGGAGCCAACACCGGCGGCGGCUUGUUCGGUGCUAACCCCGCUGGCGGCAUGUUUGGCGCCAACACUGCAGGAGGAUUGUUUGGUGCCAAUACUGGCGGGGGUUUGUUUGGUGCCAACACAGGCGGAGGAUUGUUUGGCGCCAACACCGGAGGAGGCUUGUUUGGUGCCAACACAGGCGGCGGCAUGUUCGGCGCCAACACUGGCGGAGGUUUGUUUGGCGCCAACACCGGCGGAGGAUUGUUUGGCGCCAACACUGGCGGCGGCAUGUUCGGUGCCAACACUGGAGGUGGCUUGUUUGGGGGAGCUAACACUGGCGGUGGCUUGUUCGGUGCCAACACUGGAGGAGGUUUGUUUGGCGGGGCCAACACAGGCGGCGGCAUGUUCGGUGCCAACACUGGAGGUGGCUUGUUCGGUGCCAACACUGGAGGAGGUUUGUUUGGCGGGGCCAACACAGGCGGCGGCAUGUUCGGUGCCAACACUGGAGGUGGCUUGUUUGGUGGAGCCAACACUGGCGGUGGCUUGUUCGGUGCCAACACUGGAGGAGGUCUGUUUGGCGGGGCAAACACGGGUGGCGGCAUGUUCGGCGCCAACACUGGAGGGGGGUUGUUUGGCGGCGCUAACACGGGUGGCGGCAUGUUCGGUGCCAACACUGGAGGAGGCUUGUUUGGCGGCGGGGCCAACACUGGCGGCGGCUUGUUUGGCGGCGGGGCCACCCCUGGUGGCGGAUUGUUCGGUGCCAACACUGGCGGCGGCCUAUUCUGACCACUGCGAGUC